This is a messenger RNA of Chaetomium strumarium, 2347 nucleotides long. RefSeq lists its product as uncharacterized. The transcript is spliced from 3 exons. Lineage: Eukaryota; Fungi; Ascomycota; Sordariomycetes; Sordariales; Chaetomiaceae. The coding region runs from base 141 to 2231 and encodes 696 amino acids. Gene Ontology annotation, biological process: long-chain fatty-acyl-CoA metabolic process; long-chain fatty acid metabolic process. Gene Ontology annotation, molecular function: long-chain fatty acid-CoA ligase activity. The record is from RefSeq and is a predicted model, not a curated record. Gene Ontology annotation, cellular component: endoplasmic reticulum; lipid droplet; plasma membrane.
CCCUUACGCGCAACGGGGGUUUCCGGUAUCGCCGCUCGAAGUGUUCUUCAGCAUCUCUUAAAGCGCAGACAGCCUCUCCAACCACGUAGCCGACGACCGAUUCAUAAUUUGUCGCACGUUCCGUUUCCAGAUCGCCCGCAAUGGCAGCAAAACCGACACAUCUGAUGCCGCGGAUGACCGCGAAGGCGCCCUUCUCGGUCGAGGUGCCCGGCCAGCAGCCUGUCGAGGGCGAGACGCCCGUCCGCAGACAUCCGCUGGCCCUUAAUGGGUUGGUGGAAAGGCCCAGUCCCGAGAUUUCGACCGUUCAUGAGCUCGUCCGCGCAAGCGUCGCCAAGUUCGGCAAUGCCAAGUGCAUGGGCUCGCGGAAGCUGGUGCGGACGCACCAAGAAAAGAAGAUGAUCAAGAAGGUGGUGAACGGCGAGGAGCGCGAGGUUGAGAAGUCGUGGACGUACUUCGAAAUGAGCCCGUACGAGUACAUCAACUACACUGACUACCAGCGCGUCAUCCAGCAGCUCGGUGCUGGUCUGCGCAAGCUCGGGCUCGUCAAGGAUGACCGCGUCCACGUCUACGCCGCGACCAGCGCGAAUUGGCUGGCCAUGGCACACGGCGCCUGCUCGCAGAGCAUGCCCAUCGUGACGGCCUACGACACGCUGGGCGAGGAGGGUCUGCGGUACUCGAUGGUCGCGACUAAGGCCAAGGCCAUCUUCCUGGAUCCUCACCUCCUGCCCACCCUCACAAAUGUCUUGGCUGCCGCCACGGAUGUCAAGCACGUCAUCUGGAAUAACCAGCAUCAGGUCAACCAGGGGCACAUCGACAAGCUCAAGGCGUCCUAUCCUCACAUCAACAUCCUAAACUUCGAAGAGCUACGGAAACUGGGCGAGGAAAAUCCUGUCGAUGAGGUGCCGCCCAAGCCUGAGGACCUCUGCUGUAUCAUGUACACCUCUGGCUCUACGGGCACUCCCAAGGGUGUGCCUGUGACGCACAAGGCCGUUAUUGCGGCUGUCGCGGGAGCUAGCGUCAUCGUCGAGGAAUUUAUUGGACCAGGCGAUGGGCUGCUUACGUAUCUGCCCCUCGCACACAUCCUCGAGUUCGUCUUUGAGCAUGCCGCCAUCUACUGGGGCGCGACCCUGGGCUACGGCAACCCCAAAACCCUGUCCGACGCGUCAGUGCGCAACUGCAAUGGCGACAUCCGGGAGUUCAAACCCAGCGUCCUCAUCGGUGUGCCAGCCGUUUGGGAGACGGUCAAGAAGGGCAUCAUUGCCAAGGUCAACGCCGGCAGCCCCGUUGUGCGGGGCAUGUUCUGGGGCGCAUUAGCUCUUAAGGAAAGGCUGAUGGCCAUGGGGCUUCCGGGCAGCGGCGUACUAGACGCGGUGGUCUUCAAGAAGAUCAAGGAGGCAACGGGCGGGCGUAUGAAGCUCUGCCUCAGCGCCGGCGGCCCGGUCUCCAAGGAAACCCAGCGGUUCAUCAGCAUGGCCAUCUGCCCCAUGAUCAUCGGCUACGGCCUCACCGAGACGGCGGCCAUGGGCACGCUGCAGAGCCCGCUCGAGUGGACGUCGGAGUCGAUCGGCGCCAUGACGGCCUCGGUCGAGGCCAAGCUAGUCGACUUCCCCGACGCCGGCUACUUUGCCACCAACCAGCCAAACCCGCAGGGCGAGAUCUGGCUGCGCGGCCCAACCGUGUUGUCGGGCUACUACGACAACGAGAAGGAGACAGCCGAGGCGCUCACCCCGGACGGCUGGUUCAAGACGGGCGACAUUGGUGAGUGGGAUAAGAACGGCCACCUCAAGAUCAUCGACCGCAAGAAGAACCUCGUCAAGACGCUCAACGGCGAGUACAUCGCGCUCGAGAAGCUCGAGUCCAUCUACCGGUCGGCCCCGGUCGUGGCCAACAUUUGCGUGUACGCCGACAUCUCGAAAGCCAAGCCCAUCGCGAUUAUUGUUCCCGCUGAGCCUGCGCUGAAGAAGUUGGCCGCCUCCAUUGGCGUGGAGGGCGAGAGCAUCGAGGUGCUUUGCCAUGACAAGAAGGUGCAGGCCGCUGUCCUGAGGGAGCUUCAGGCCGCAGGCCGUGCCGGUGGACUGUCGGGCAUCGAGAUCAUUGACGGCGUGGUUAUUGUUGAGCACGAGUGGACACCAGAGAACGGACUGGUCACGGCGGCCCAGAAACUCAACCGCAGGGGCAUUCUGGACAAGUACAGGAAGGAAGUGGGCGAGGCGUAUGGCGCUUCAAGCUGAAGAGGGACGCGGAAGAAGAGGCUCAUGCGGGACGUAGGAGUUCUCUGGUGUGAUUGAGCAGCGUAAUCAGCGUAACUGUGACUAUUACUUGUGAUACAUGCUUCCGGAGCUGGUUA